Molecule: messenger RNA, 750 nt
Organism: Botrytis deweyae
Lineage: Eukaryota; Fungi; Ascomycota; Leotiomycetes; Helotiales; Sclerotiniaceae
Exons: 3
Coding region: 1-750 (249 amino acids)
Source: RefSeq, a predicted model, not a curated record
AUGUCCUCAAUUAAUAUCAAGCGGUCUGGAUCUGACAAUUUGGAUGCGCCUCCAGCAAAAAAGUCGCUCAUAAUCAAAUUUCCGGUUGCACAUAUGAGCAUCGUGGAUGCAGUUGAUAUAGCAGCCAGAUACAACAAAACUUUGUUUGCCAAACAUAGCCAGGAAGAAUCUUGGAAAGCUCGCAUGAGUAUCUUGUCUGCUUUUUCCGCCAAAUAUAAAAAGUUGGAUAAGGUGAUUAAAGCUCAAGACUUGGCCAUUGAACAGUCCAAAGCCGUGAUUGCUGUGCUGGACCGGUUGAUUCAAAAUUUUGAUACUCUUCCUUCUAGGAGGAUUUGUGAGCUUCUUUCUGGAAGUUUUGUGGAAAUUACUCCGGGAAGAGCCAUAGAAACACUUGCAACUAUUCAACAGUCGUUCAACGCAGUCAAUAUCGAUGAGCAAUGUGCCCAGAAACAGAUUAUAAAGAAUGCCGAAAAGACAAGAGUGGUCGCCAACGCAGCUAAGAUGAUGCUAGCGGAUCGCGAGAAGCGUUAUUUGCUUCCUUAUUUUGUUACGCCUAUUGCCUCAAGGGGAUGUGGUGUAGAAAUCGGUAACUAUACUGGUCUUGCGGCAACUCAACGAACCACGCGAACUUGGGCUGCAAAGUUUGCAAUGGAGGAGAUGUUUAGGGUCGGUGAGAUUGAUCGCUGGUGGGAGGCUGAUACCGCUGAAGUAUCUGGGGUAAUGGCGAUAGACAUUGGCUCUCUUUUCUAA